AUGGGUGGUUCUGACACUGGAGCUGAGAAUGCUCCGGUGCAUUUCAACGACGCCGGCGAGGAGGAGGCUGAGACAAUCCCAAUACCAGAAUUGCCUUCCGUUGCGUCCUUGCCUGCAAUAAGUGCCGAACCUCAGAAAUUUGACGAGCUUGGUCUGUCAGCAAAGACCAUGGAAGCCAUUCAAGAGAUGGGGUUUGAGAAGUUGACAGAGAUACAGCAGCGAGGUAUCCCGCCCCUGUUAGCGGGCAAAGAUGUGCUGGGUGCCGCGAAAACAGGCUCGGGAAAGACUCUGGCUUUUUUGAUUCCUGCAGUGGAAAUGCUGAGUUCUCUCAGGUUCAAGCCACGCAAUGGUACCGGUGUGAUUGUUGUCUCGCCUACUCGAGAGUUGGCGCUUCAGAUUUUUGGUGUAGCCCGCGAGUUGAUGGAGAAGCACUCACAAACAUUCGGCAUAGUUAUGGGCGGCGCAAAUCGCAGAGCGGAAGUUGAGAAGCUCGGUAAAGGUAUCAACCUUCUCAUCGCCACGCCCGGACGACUUUUGGAUCACCUGCAAAACACACCUGGCUUUGUCUUCAAGAAUAUCCGCGCAUUGGUCAUAGAUGAGGCAGACCGCAUCUUGGACGUUGGUUUCGAAGACGAAAUGCGGCAGAUUGUCAAAAUUCUACCAAAGGAGGAACGGCAGACCAUGUUGUUCUCAGCAACGCAAACGACGAAAGUCGAGGAUCUCGCGCGCAUAUCACUUCGACCUGGCCCAUUAUACAUCAAUGUGGAUCAUCGGAAAGAGCACAGCACAGUCGAAGGUCUAGAGCAAGGCUACAUUCUUUGCGACUCGGACAACCGCUUCCGCUUGCUGUUUUCGUUCUUGAAGAAGCAUCAGAAAAAGAAGAUCAUUGUCUUCUUCAGCAGUUGUAAUUCGGUCAAGUUUUACGCCGAACUUCUCAAUUACAUUGAUCUGCCGGUAUUGGACCUACACGGGAAGCUCAAGCAACAAAAGCGGACAAAUACCUUCUUUGAGUUCUGCAACACUGAUCACGGGACACUGAUAUGCACAGACGUGGCUGCUCGAGGCCUCGACAUUCCAGCCGUCGACUGGAUCAUUCAAUUCGAUCCUCCAGACGAUCCCCGCGACUACAUUCACCGUGUUGGCCGCACAGCCAGAGGCGCAAACGGCAAGGGACGAAGCCUUAUGUUCCUUUUGCCCUCGGAGGUGGGCUUCUUGAAGAUAUUGAAGGACGAGCGUGUUCCACUCGUUGAGUUCGAGCUGCCGCCGAAAAAAAUCAUCAACAUCCAGAAAGGACUUGAGGAUCUGAUUAGCAAGAAUUACUAUUUGAACCAGUCUGCCAAAGACGGAUAUCGGUCAUAUUUGCACGCGUACGCAUCACACAGCCUGCGGUCAGUGUUCGACAUAUCAAAGCUUGAUUUGGUGAAAGUGGCAAAGUCCUUUGGUUUCUCGACACCGCCACGGGUAGAUAUCCAGCUCGGAGCAAGCAUGAGCCGAAACAAGCAAGAGGGCAGGAGAGCAUAUGGCAGUCAGCCUAAACAGGUGAAGAAAUUUGGAAAGAAACGGUUUGAGGGAGAGAGGGACUAA
Messenger RNA from Pseudovirgaria hyperparasitica, 1584 nucleotides. Its product is annotated as DEAD-domain-containing protein. Gene Ontology annotation, cellular component: nucleolus. Gene Ontology annotation, molecular function: nucleic acid binding; RNA helicase activity; ATP binding. Bases 1 to 1584 code for a protein of 527 amino acids. Lineage: Eukaryota; Fungi; Ascomycota; Dothideomycetes; Acrospermales; Acrospermaceae. Gene Ontology annotation, biological process: maturation of LSU-rRNA from tricistronic rRNA transcript (SSU-rRNA, 5.8S rRNA, LSU-rRNA). The transcript has 3 exons. The record is from RefSeq and is a predicted model, not a curated record.